CAGAAAUGUAAAGGGAUCAAGCCCAGAACUAGUUCUGCCUCAAUCCAUCAGAACCUGGGUUAUCAAAUGGCAAUCAAAACAUCCUGGGAUUUGUAGAAGACAACAAUAAUAAAGUCAAGUGUGUCAUCGUUAACUGGCCCCGGCUGACUGUAACCACUCCGUCAACACAAAGGAUAACCGUAUGCAUGUAAUGAUGUCGAAAAAUGACAGUGUAGAAUCGGUUGGUAAUCGUGACAGCGAAGAUGAGGUGCAGUUUGUUUCUGACAGUGUUUCGAGACCAGUGUUGGAAUGCAUUGAUUUGCUCAGUGAUGAAGACGAGGCGGGUACAUCUGUUCAGACAAGCAGUAAAGUGAGACCGAAAGACCACAUUGACAGGCAGAAGGAAAGAGUUACUUCUACGCUGGAUCGACUGGCCCGCCAUGUUGCUGUUGAGAAACAGGAGAGAGAAGAGAAAAACAAAGCCUUUAGGGAGAAGAUGGACUCUCAGCAUGCCCAUGGUUUGCAGGAACUUGAAUUUAUCCAAGGACAUUCUCAUAAAGAAGAGGCCAAAAGAUGUGUUGAUCACUGGUUGAAAAUGCCAGGCCUUCGACCAGGCUCUAUAAACUCUGGAUUCAGAGGUUCUUUGAGAUGUGGAACCUUGCCGAAUAUGAAGCCAGUUAUGUGCCCUGUAAUGAACUGCAAUCGAAUGUUUGAUAAUGGGCCUCUUCUAGUUGGCCAUCUGAAAAGAUUUGACCAUUCUCCCUGUGAUCCCACUAUUGCACUCAAGGGCGCUCCAUCAAUUUCCUUUGCAUGUGUUGCUUGCUGCAGGCGAUACCCAUCUGAGGAUCAAUACAAUGUCCAUAGGAAUACUAAGAUCAAAUCUGUGGAUGCAGAUGGGCAUUCCAGCACUCAGCAUUGUCAGGAAGUUCAGUGUUUUGCUUGUCCCUUUUGCUACCUUCUUUUCAACGUAAGGGAUGAAUGUUUGCAGCACAUGUCUGCAAAGAAUCACUUUCAGCAAUCUAUUAAACUAAGCGCAACAGAAAAUACUCCAGCUCCUAUUCCUAUUCCAGCAUAUGCCAAGAAGCUUCUGAUCUCCUUAUGCAAAGAUGUUCCCUUCCAGAUUAAGUGUACAUCUUGUAAGCAGGUGUUGAACUCGCACAUGGAGGUGACGGCACAUUUUAGAACUAGAUGCCGAAAUGCUGGCCCAAUAGCUGUCUCUCGCAAAAGUGUUGUCCAGGUUGCUAUGGUAUUCAGAGUAAAGGGGCAUUGCUUAGGCUGCUCCAGACUCUUCAUGGGUGAAAGUGAGAUGAAAAGCCAUGAACAUCUAACUCAGCAUAAAGUUGAGGUUGUAUCUUCCAUGGAGAAGGCUGUCUUACUAUUCUGUGAUUUCUACGAAAGAAGCAAAAAUCCCUCUGACCUUCGCUUGGUGUUGAAUAUCUCCAGACCAAAAUCGUCUCUGCUUAAGAGACACCUGAAGCAAGAACCUGAGAGUAAUGGUUCAGGGGCCUCCGGUGCAAAACGCAUUGGAUCCAGUGAAGGCAAUAGCCAAGAAACAAUCUCCCCUGGGUCCAGAUCUGUGGUGUCAGCCUGGUUCUGUGAGUGCAACCAGCAUUACAGUACAGAGGUGGCGGUUGAGAAGCACAUUAUUGCAGUUAACCAGAUAUUCUACAAAUGCGCAGUUUGUGGAAAGCAGGCUGGGGAUCCGGCUGUCAUUGGUUUACACAUGAGCCGAUUUCAUGGUGGGGCACACCUGAACAACUUCCUGUUCUGGUGCCGAAGUUGCAGGACUGAAAUGCCUAGAAAAGAGGAUAUCAUGUCCCAUGUGAUGGACUUCCACAGUGGCCAUGGUUUUUACUAUGAGAAAGAGGUUCUCGAGGAAGUGCCUUCUCCCUCCACAUCUAAAUCCUCAACUACCUUUUCAGAACAAAGCGGUAGCACAGGACAAACUCCAACACCAAGUCCAGCAAUCUCAGACCCUGCACCCAGCGGCAAAUGGCUGUGCAGGAUCUGUGAGGAGCUCUUUGUUUCCAAACAAGCUGUAUACAAUCACUGCAAAGAUACAAACAGCCAUAGGUUCCAAAAGUAUGUCUGCGGCCACUGUAAACAGCGUUUCCUGAAAGUGGAAACCCUCUAUCGUCACUUUCAGGAUGAGCAUGAGGGUGAGAUUGAUGUUAAGUACUUCUGUGGGCUUUGUGAUGGCCUGCAAUAUGACACUGAAGAAGAGUUCCUAAACCACUACCAGUCAUAUCACAGCAAGGAUUAUGUAUUUGUGGCAGAACGAAAUGCAUCUCCCCUCCAAAACCAAGGAGCUACAGACCCUGAAACCAAAAUGUCCUGUGGAUGUAAGGUGUCCCAUUCUAACAAGUCAGAAAAGCAUAUCGCUCACCAAAAAUGCAUGGAAAACCUGAUUCAACAGAGCAAGCUGUGGUUCCGAUGUAGCUUGUGUAUAGCAACAACACAAAAUCUGGAAGCCAUGCAAAAACAUACGGAAAAGAUUCAUGGGGUCACAAAAAACAAAAGUUGUUUUUCAGUUUGCUGUGGUUCAUGCAGUAAGAAGUCAUCUGAUCUUAUUGGUGGCCACAAUCAUUAUCAUUCAAAGCACUGCGUUCCCCAGUCUGGAUGUACUGUGAGCCCUGAAAGCAAAACCACCUCUUCUGGUGUUCCUGCCAGUCCUAUGCCUGAAGAACAGCAGCCAAGUUCCACACCAGUCAAGUCGUCCAAAUCUGGUAUCCUGCCAGGAUUGAAAGAAAAUGAGAAGUGUGAGAAACCUGCCCAGGAAGAGUCCAGACAUGAGCUUCCAGACAUGGACUAUCUCAUGACCACGACCCACAUUGUGUUUGUUGACCUAGACAACUGGCCAAGUUUUUUCAGUCUUCUGCCAGGAUACUUAAACCAGGGCAUAUUUGUUUGGGGAUUUAAAGGUGGGAAGAACAUUUGGAGAACACCAGACAAAUGCAAAGUCUACAAUUAUCUUGUGAACACUGGAUGUUUCUUCCUUCAUCCACGAUGUAGAAAUAGAAAAGAUACAGAUGAUUUUUCCAUCAGCAUGCAUGCUGGACGACUUGAUGAGCAGCUGCCCAAGCAUAUUCAAUUUACCAUUCUUUCUGGAGAGAAGGGUUUUCAUGAGUUUGAGCUGCAGUUUCUUAAAACCAUGCGGACCACACAUAUCCUUAACCCUCACCAGCGAGAAGGGGAUAUGAUGUGUGCGCUGCUAAACAGCAUUACAGACAUUGGCAAAGAUAGUGACGACGACAUGACUACAGUGAAACUGAGUUUAAAGGAGAACAACAAUAAAGGACAGGAUGCAGAAAUAAAAGAAGCCAUCGUGAAAGAAGCUUCCAGGAAAUAAUCCUUGUAAUAUAAAUAUAUGUAUAAUGUGUCCAUAUUUAUGUAUUGCAGAACCCUUUAAAUUACACUAGUUUAGUUUGAAUACCUUUAUUUUUCCUUUACACGUUCAUACAGAAUGUAUUUUACAUGUUUGACAAUAUAUAUGUGGCUAUAAAGCAAGUUGAGUAUGUGUUAUUACAACUGUAUGUUGGAAUGCCUCAUCAGGUUAAAGAUUGUGAAAUAAAGUAUUACAUUUUUA
This is a messenger RNA of Acipenser ruthenus (sterlet), 3565 nucleotides long. RefSeq names its product E3 SUMO-protein ligase ZNF451. The record is from RefSeq and is a predicted model, not a curated record. The transcript has 16 exons. Gene Ontology annotation, biological process: regulation of transcription by RNA polymerase II. Gene Ontology annotation, molecular function: DNA-binding transcription factor activity, RNA polymerase II-specific; sequence-specific DNA binding. The coding region runs from base 182 to 3328 and encodes 1048 amino acids. NCBI's taxonomy places the organism in Eukaryota, Metazoa, Chordata, Actinopteri, Acipenseriformes, Acipenseridae. Gene Ontology annotation, cellular component: nucleus.